AUGUCGGCUUCCACGUCUGCAGCGCCGCUCGGCAACGGGCUCACCCUCCCCGUCGGCAACGGCCACGGCAAGCUCAAUGGCUCGUCGCCAGUCAAGAAGCCUCUUGCCGACAGCGACAGCGACCUGAGCGAGGAGGAGGACUCGGCACCUCUGGCCAAGCGUCCGAGGACGUACGGCAAGGUCAACGGCAACGGCAAUGGCAAUGGCAAUGGCCUUGCCGUCAAGCCACCGCCCAGCGACGACGGCAGCAGCGACGACGAUGAUGCGCCGCUCGCCAAGAGCAACGGGGUCAAGAAGGAGGCCCCGUCGGACGACGGCGACGACAGCGACGACUCGGACGCGCCGCUAACGUCGGUGGUGGCCUCGGCGCCGCCCUCGACCAUGGCCGGCUCGGACGACGAGGGCGACGACUCGGACGCACCGCUGACGGCCUCGGUGCGCGGCAAGAGGUCGAGCGGGUCCGACGACGACGAUGACGAUGACGACGAGGAUGACGAAGAGGAGGAGGAGGAGGACGACGACGAUGGAGAUGACGCCGACACCGAUGCCGGCUCGGCGAUGGGCAAGGUGGCCAAGGCGGCCAAGAAGGUCAAGUCCAAGAUCAAGGCCAAGCUGCAGAAAAAGGGCGGCUCGCGCAAGACGCACGAGGCGGGCAACGGCGAGCAGAAGUGGACCACGCUGGUGCACAACGGCCCGCGCUUCGCUGAGCCGUACACGCCGCUGCCAAAGGACGUGACGCUCAAGUACGACGGCCAGCCGGUGGUGCUGCCGCCCGAGAGCGAAGAGGUGGCCAUGUUCUACGCCGUCAAGCUCGAGACCCAGCACGCCAAGAACCCCAUCUUCAACAAGAACUUCUUCGACGACUUCAAGGGCUACCUGAAAAAGUACCCGCCGCGCAACGGCCUCAAGAUCCAGAGCUUCGACAAGCUCGACUUCCGCGACAUGUACAACCACUGGCGCGGCAUCAAGGACGCCGAGGCGGCGGCCAAGAAGGCCAAGGCGCCGUCGCAGCGGAAGCGCGAGCUCGAGGAGCGCAAGGCGCAGGAAAAGGAGUGGCGCACCUGCUGGGUCGACGGCGCCGAGCAGUCGAUUGGCAACUUCAACAUCGAGCCGCCGGGCCUCUUUCUGGGCCGCGGCGCCCACCCAAAGGCCGGCAAGGUCAAGCGCCGCACCAUGCCCGAGGACGUCACCAUCAACCACAGCGCCAACCAGCCGGCGCCCAAGCCGCCGUUUGGCAAGUGGGGCGAGGUGGUCGAGAAGAAGGACGUCACCUGGCUCGCCUUCUGGAAGGAGCCGCUCAACGGCAACUACAAGUACGUCUUCCUCGACGCCGCCAGCGAGUGGAAGGCGUCGUCGGACAAGACCAAAUUCCAGAAGGCGCGCAAGCUCGACGAAUGCGUCGUGCAGAUCCGCAGGGACGUCGACCGCAACCUCAAAUCCAAGAGCCGCCAGGAGCGCCAGAUCGCCACGAUUGUCUGGCUGAUUGACAACUUCUCGCUGCGUGCGGGCAACGAAAAGGGCGAGGACGAGGCCGAGACGUACGGCGUGUGUUCGCUGCGGUGCGAGCACGCGCGGAUGAAGCCGCCGCACACGCUCCACCUUGAGUUCCUCGGCAAGGACUCGAUGAAGUUUGAGGAGGACCUGACCAUCACCAACCCGGACGUCUACAAGAACCUGUGCAUGUUCCUCCAGACGAGCGGGCAGAAGGACCGCAAGGGCCAGUUUGUGCGCAAGAAGCCGUCGGACCCCAUCUUCUGCGCGCCCUACGAGGUGGACACGGUGCCCGCCAAGCUGCAGCCCAUCGCGCCCGAUUCGGUCAACCGCUUCCUGUCGCAGUACAUGCCUGGCCUCAGCGCCAAGGUCUUCCGCACCUACAACGCCUCGACGACGUUUCAGGGACUGCUCGACCAGACCGAGGAGUGGCUCCGCUCGCGCCCCAAGCCGCAGGAGCGCGAGAUCAACGUCAACAACCUCAAGAUCGCCUACAACGAGGCCAACCGCCAGGUGGCCAUCCUCUGCAACCACCAGCGCACCGUCAACCCGGUCGCCAUGGGCAAGAUUGUCGAGCGCGCCCACGACAAGAUGUUCGCCCUGCGCUACGACAUCCACAAGGAGCAGCAGAAGCUCCUCACCUUCCACACCAAGGCCGAGGUCAAGAAGGAUCUCGGCGCCAAACAGGCCGAAAAGGUGCUGGCCGCGCUCAACCUCGACCCGGAGCGCAUCCGGCAGCACGAGGAGAGCCUGAUCCAGGCCAAGAAGCUCCGCCUCCAGUCGGCCUACACCAAGCAGCAGGCCGAGCUCGACUGGCAGCUCUCGCAGCAGGGCUUCAAGGACGAGGGCGAGGGCGAGGGCAGCAGCGGCAGCAACGGCGCCGCCGCCAAGCCCAAGCCCAAGGCCAAGUCGAAGAAGGCGCUCGAGGCCGAGGCGGCGAUCAAGGCGUCGAUCCGCAACUUCAAGGAAAAGUCGCAGUUCGACGCCGAGGAAAAGGAGCUCGACAAGAUGCUCAAGGACCUCGAAAAGGAGCGCAAGACCAACAAGUCGCUCGCCCCCAGCGCCAACAUCGGCAGCUGCGCCCGCAAGAUCGCCUCCAAGUACGAGGCCAUCAAAAAGGCCGAGGCGGAGCUCACCGACAAGACCAACAUGUCGGACGUCUCGCUGACGACGUCCAAGAUGAACUACAUCGACCCGCGCAUCACAUCGGCGUGGCUCAAGUACUGGGACGAGAGGCUGAUUGACCUCGGCGUCGCCACCCCGCCGGCGGCCAAGAAGCGCGCCGCGGUCAAGAAGGAGGAGGAGGACGAUGACGACGACAAGGGCAAGGCCAGGGGAAAGGGCAAGGGCAAGGCGACCAAGGCCACGGCCACCAAGGGCAAGAAGGACGCCAAGCCGGCCAAGGGGGCCGCCAAAGGUCGCAAGGUCAAGAAGGAGGAGGAGGAAGAGGACGACGACGACGACGCCGCCGCCAUCGCCGACUCGGAUCGCCUCGACCUGCGCCUCAAGGUGCUGUCGGUGUCGCAGUACUUUCCGACGACGCUGCAGAAGAAGUUCCGCUGGGCCUCGGUGGGCGAUGACGGGCGGCCCAUUACCAAGAAGUGGACGUUUGUGCCCAACGCACGCAGCAAGAUGCGGCAGCUGGCGUCGGCCGACCGCAAGGGCGACCAGCCCUCGACGGGCUCGAUGGCGGCCAUGACGGACGAGAACCCGGCCGGCGCGGGUCAGCCCGACCCUACCUCGACCAAGAACAAGGUGACGGCCGGCCGUGGCCAGAAGCGCAAGGAGCCGCCCACCGGCGCCGCCACCGCCGCUGCGCCCGCCAAGCGAGGCCGGGCCAAGAAGCCGGCGAUCAAGGCCGAGUCCGAGGACGAAGACGACGACGACAGCGACGACGACAUGCCGCUCGCCGCGAGCAAGUCCUAG
Pseudozyma flocculosa PF-1 is the source of this 3417-nucleotide messenger RNA. RefSeq lists its product as uncharacterized. Bases 1 to 3417 code for a protein of 1138 amino acids. The record is from RefSeq and is a predicted model, not a curated record. Gene Ontology annotation, biological process: chromosome segregation; DNA topological change; DNA replication. NCBI's taxonomy places the organism in Eukaryota, Fungi, Basidiomycota, Ustilaginomycetes, Ustilaginales, Ustilaginaceae. Gene Ontology annotation, cellular component: chromosome; nucleolus. Gene Ontology annotation, molecular function: DNA binding; DNA topoisomerase type I (single strand cut, ATP-independent) activity. The transcript is spliced from 2 exons.